AUGCCUGGUACACUGAAUGGAUUCAGCACACCACGAGGGCGCUCAAUCGGGAAAGUAAGAAGAAAUGGACCUGCCAUGUUAAGAAAAGAUGAUAAGAUCACACCGGGUGAAGAUGACAAAGUAAAACUACCGACGAAACUAAAUCUAGACAGCGACAAGGGCAAGGAAAACGUACCAAUUCGGAUCCCCAUUCCAAGUAGUGUCCAAAGAGUUCUCGAAACAAUUUACUACAUAUGGAGCUACGUCGUUAUUGCGCUCGGAAUUGCGCUCUCUUUUGGAUUACUUCUGAAUAUCUUCGGCUACGGGUAUCAGUUGACGGAAGAUGGCUUGCGCAUUGAUUCAAUUGACCAGUUCCGUACCGAAAACCAAUUUAGAAUCGAGGUGAUCAAUAGCAUGAAGGAAAGUCGAAAGGGAAUCAAUGUAGACUUUAAAUAG
Molecule: messenger RNA, 435 nt
Organism: Phaeodactylum tricornutum CCAP 1055/1
Lineage: Eukaryota; Bacillariophyta; Bacillariophyceae; Surirellales; Neidiaceae
Exons: 1
Coding region: 1-435 (144 amino acids)
Source: RefSeq, a predicted model, not a curated record